This is a messenger RNA of Strongyloides ratti, 414 nucleotides long. RefSeq lists its product as hypothetical. The transcript has a single exon. The record is from RefSeq and is a predicted model, not a curated record. NCBI's taxonomy places the organism in Eukaryota, Metazoa, Nematoda, Chromadorea, Rhabditida, Strongyloididae. The coding region runs from base 1 to 414 and encodes 137 amino acids.
AUGUCUUCAGCUAUGAAUGUGUUAUCAUCAUUUACUAUUUUUGUUUUAUUUAUUUCAAUAUUUAUAUCUGAGUCAAAAGAUUUUAGUGACAAAAAUUUAAUUCAUUCUUCAAAUUUAAAGAAUGAUUUAGUACCAGUUAUCUUAAAUGAUGAUGAAAAUAUUCAUAACAUAAAAAAAAGACAAGAUAGUUAUAAUAAUAGUGAAGGAAUUCAAGUUAAUGGUAAUAUUGAAAAUUCAAAUGCAACAUUCAAUCAAAUAAAAAAUAAUAUACAAGAAAGUCAAAAAUCUUUGAAAUAUAUUUUAGAAUCUAUUCAAAAAGAAUUUGAAAAAUACUUUACAUCGUUUCAAAAUCAAUUUUUAGAUUUAUAUAGACGUGCUAAGCAGUUAAAUUUAAAGGCUUCAUCAAAAUACUAA